Molecule: messenger RNA, 1133 nt
Organism: Oryza brachyantha (malo sina)
Lineage: Eukaryota; Viridiplantae; Streptophyta; Magnoliopsida; Poales; Poaceae
Exons: 1
Coding region: 71-949 (292 amino acids)
Source: RefSeq, a predicted model, not a curated record
CCCACUGACAAGGACACUACCACAAACACCUCACCUCACCUCACCGUACGUCUCCUAGCUGCUUCUCCUCAUGGCGCUCGUCGGCGGCAAGGUGGUGGCGGCGAAGGAGCCGGGCGUGGCACGGCGGCUGUGGCGCGUGGUGCGCGCCGUGCUGUACAUGCUGCGCCGCGGCCUGCCGUCGGGGCGGAAGCUCGCCAUGGACCUCCACCUGCUCAUCCACCGCGGCAAGAUCGCCGGGAAGGCGCUCGGGGAGCUCGUCAUGUUCCACCAGCAUGGGCACGGCGGCGGCGGCGGCGGCGGAGGCGCCGCCGCGGCGGUCGGGUCGUCGCUGUCGUGCCGCGCGAUCGACCCGGCGCUCGCCGUGUACGACCCGACGUCCUCGCGCGGCCGACGCGAGGUCGAGUUCAGCUGCAGCAACACGCCGUCCUCCACUACCGGCGGAGGUGGCGGCCUCCUCGGGCGCCGCCGCCGCAACCGCCACCACCGCCGCGACGACGAGUACUCCCACGACUCCGCCGCGGCCGCCGGCUACUACGACUACGGCUACGACGCGGCCUACGUCGCCAGGGUGUUCGAGAUGCUCAACGACAGCGAGCACCUCUUCAACGACGACGGCGACGCGCUCGCCGCGGCGCCGACCACCACCGACGAGACGCCGCUGUGGACGCCGGCCCGCUCCCGCAGCCCGGCCCCGGCGGCGACGGCGAGUCGGCGCCACGCGCGCAUCACCGACUCGCCUUUCUCGGCGAGUGGCGGCGAUAACUGCGACGACUCCUCCGCCGGCGGCGGCGUGCAGCAGGUCGACCGGAAGGCCGACGAGUUCAUCAAGCGCUUCUACGAGCAGCUGCGCGCGCAGCGCAGCGUCGCCGCCACGCCGGACUACUACGGCGCCAGCCCGUACAGCGCGCGCGGCCGCACGCCGCGGCCGGUCGCCGCCGGCAUUGCUUGAUCGCCAUAGCCAUGCAUGCAGGAUCGAGAGAAAGCCUUUCCUUUAGUCUGCACGAAGUUGUAAUGGUUGUUGCUUUGUACGUGUCAUCAGUCCAAAACCCUAAAAAUCAUUCUGGUAUAUGCUCUGCCAUGUUGCUAAUCAAAAGAGAUUAUCUUUUUGCUGUGCUUAACCGAUGAGAUUUGCU